Molecule: messenger RNA, 1840 nt
Organism: Pisolithus orientalis
Lineage: Eukaryota; Fungi; Basidiomycota; Agaricomycetes; Boletales; Pisolithaceae
Exons: 12
Coding region: 421-1695 (424 amino acids)
Cellular component (GO): intracellular membrane-bounded organelle; membrane; cytosol
Molecular function (GO): sterol binding
Source: RefSeq, a predicted model, not a curated record
CUGCGUACGGUGCUUUCUUCAGAGAUGACGUUGGAGGAGCUGCGACGAAGAUCGUGUUUUAGGGUGCUUGGAGGAUGAGGGGACGACUAGCCAAGUUGGAUGACAGCCUGCCAGGAUGCCUAGAGUCAUCAAUUAUAAUCAGCUAAUAGGCGCCUCAGCUCAUCGCUGCCGUGUCCAUCGUGUGCCCGUCUGCAUUCCCUGCCGUUCCCAACGUCCCGUUCGAUCUUCGAAAUCAGAAAACACAGCAUCAACGGGUUCGUCGCAGCAAGUUGGGUCCAUUUCGACAACAACUCGUGUGGCGAACGCAGUGCCCGCAUCUGCCACACCGCAGCUUGACAUCAGUACAGCUGGUUUCUUAGUGCGAUCAUCUAACAGUUUAUAUUCAGCGCGAAGCUCGUGGGCGUCUCAUUGCCAUCAAACAUGAUGAUGGGUCUUUUCAGCCAGGCCGGCUCCCAAUUGCGUAGGGCACGCGGUUCCUCCGUGGUCGACGACAGGGCACCUGAAGAUACUGAACCUGAUGAUACAUCAAUCCUAGACGAGAACGAGGGCUCGAUCAUCACGGCCCUGAUAUCGCAGCUGAGAGUAGGCAUGGAUCUCUCAAAGGUCACCUUCCCAACGUUUGUCCUCGAGCCACGAAGCAUGCUCGAACGUAUCACGGAUUUCAUGUCUCACCCGAAUCUCAUCUUUGGCUCAGAAAACUGCUCGGAUCCAGAGGAGAGGUUUAUCAGGAUACUCCAGUAUUACCUCGCCGGGUGGCAUAUCAAGCCAAAGGGCGUAAAGAAACCGUAUAAUCCUGUUUUAGGCGAGUUCUUCAGAUGUCGGUAUGACUACGCCAAUGGCACGCGAGGGUACUAUGUCGCUGAGCAAGUAUCGCAUCACCCGCCGAUCUCAGCAUUCUUUUACAUUUCGCCCGCGAACCGUGUAUGCAUCGUAGGUGAGCUACGACCCAAGUCCAAGUUUCUUGGCAACAGCGUGUCAACGACGAUGGAGGGUGAGAACCGCAUUACACUGCUGGGUAUACCAGAGGACGGAGGUGAGUUUCUUAUUCCCGUCUCAAGCGUAAUGUCUUCGACGCUGGAACGGGCCUGCCGAAUCUCAGAAUACGUCGUGACAAUGCCAAACAUGUAUGCUCGAGGCAUCCUGUUUGGGAAGAUGGUGCUGGAGCUGGGGGAUACAUGCGUCGUAAAGAACGAACGACAUCGAUUGACGUGCGACCUUGAGUUCAAGACGAAGGGCUUUUUUUCUGGAACCUAUAAUGCCAUUGCAGGUCGGGUGCGCAGGGGCGGUGCCGAGUUCGGCGAAGUAUUGGGACGAUGGAGCCACGUAAUGGAAUUUAAGAAUUCAAAGACCGGUUCCAAGUCCAUCCUCUUUGACGCAGCUAAGGAUGGACAGAACAUUGCGCCCAUGUAUGUGGCGCCGGAGGAGGAACAAGAACCUUAUGAAUCAAGACGACUGUGGCACAGACUCACGCUGGCGAUCGAAGCACGGGAUAUGGAGGCUGCAACGGAGGCAAAGUCCGCCGUUGAAGAUGCACAGCGCGAGCUCCGUCGGAGACGCGAAGAACGAGGAGAGAAGUUCGUCCCGAGAUUCUUUGAGCUUCGGGGUGGAAGGUGGGAGCCGAAGCUGUCGAUCCCGACCGAUGCGUCCUCACACGCAAUAGAGACCGUAGAGAAUUGGAUAUGGCCACCUGCAUGACCGCAAGUGGUUGCCCAGUGUAUACACAGAUUUGCAUGCAUGACUCGCAGCUAAUACAUCCAUCCACCGGAUUUGUACCUCGUAGCAACAACUUGAUGGGUAUAUAAAUGACAACGACCGAUGUAAGAUGAGUACGUGCUUGUGU